Candidozyma duobushaemuli is the source of this 765-nucleotide messenger RNA. RefSeq names its product gamma-glutamylcyclotransferase. Lineage: Eukaryota; Fungi; Ascomycota; Pichiomycetes; Serinales; Metschnikowiaceae. The transcript has a single exon. Gene Ontology annotation, molecular function: glutathione specific gamma-glutamylcyclotransferase activity; gamma-glutamylcyclotransferase activity. The record is from RefSeq and is a predicted model, not a curated record. Gene Ontology annotation, cellular component: cytoplasm. Gene Ontology annotation, biological process: glutathione catabolic process. Bases 1 to 765 code for a protein of 254 amino acids.
AUGACAAUAGAAGGAAUGUGGAUCAUCGGCUACGGCCUGCUCAUCUUCAAACCUCCUCCACUUUACGACUUCAGAGUCACUGGAACUCUUAAAGGCUACAUUCGUCGAUUCUGGCAGUCCUCCUCGGACCACAGAGGCACUCCAGAAAGCCCAGGCAGAGUGGCUACUCUCAUGUCAUUGCAAGACCUCAAAGACCACUCCAGAUUCCACAAUGACUUGUACACAUAUGAGCUCAACCCAAAGGUUGGUGAGCUGAAUAUCGCUACGGAGUCAGUGGCUAAUCUUCCCAGCGAGGCUUUGGCGAACAACAUUCAUGAUGUGAAGCACAAAAUCGACGAACUUGAGGAGGACGACUUGAAGGUCUGGGGUGUGGCAUACUACGUUCCACCGGAACAUGUGGAAGAAAUGAAAGCGUACCUUGACGUCCGGGAAAAGAAUGGAUACACGCUCCACAAGGUGAGGUUCCACGUCCACAGUGUUCCCAACGAGGCCGAGGCGGUGGUGAGCAAAAUACCAAGAAACCAGGACGGAGACUUAUUUAUCGAGUCCUUCAUCUACAUCGGGACUAUCGACAAUGAGGCGUUUGUUGGUCCUGAAACCGUCCAGGAUACUGCUGCGGUUAUCAAGAAGAGCAAAGGCCCCAGCGGUCUCAAUUUCGAGUAUUUGAGCAAACUCACAGAGGCUGUCCAUGCUCUUGAUCCGCAACUGAGGUCGCGAGACUUCUACCUCGAAGAUCUAGUAGCCCUUGCAGCACCCCAACAAUAA